UCUAUUGCUAAGUUAAAUUUGAGAAAAAAUGGUAGCAUCAUCUAUGGCUGUGGCAUCAACAAAAUCUACAUUUUUCCACUGCGCGUCAUCUUCUAGGGAAUUUGGAUCCAAUUUCAGUAGUGGGGUUCCAAUAAAGAGUCUUAAUUUCCAGUUAAAAAGCAGAAGAAGUAAAGCUAGAAAUGAUGUUUGUUUGGUAGUAUCUGCUACUGGUGCUGGUAAAAUUUCUGAAGAGAGCAAUGAUGUUAGUGGGGGGAGAUUUUACCUCAAUUUUACUGGAUUUCCUUUCCCUCUUGGUCCUUUCCUAAAUAGACGCACCAUUAGAACUGAGGUUGUCAAAGACAGAAUAUGGUUAUUUGAGCAAGAGCAAGCAUUGGGAUUCAGCAGUGUUUCAACAAACAUCAGAAUGACUGUCAUCAAACUUAAAUCUGGUGAAUUGUGGGUUCAUGCUCCUAUUGCUCCAACCAAAGAGUGUAUUCAGCUCGUGAAAGAGUUAGGUUAUCCAGUGAAAUAUAUCGUCCUUCCUACAUUUGCAUAUGAACACAAAAUAUUUGUUGGCCCCUUUUCCAGAAAGUUCCCGAAGGCUGAGGUAUGGGUAGCACCAAGGCAAUGGAGUUGGCCUUUAAACUUGCCUCUUGAGUUUUUUGGGAUUUUCCGCGCAAAAACACUAAAAGAUGAGGAUAUGUCGACACCAUGGGCUGAUGAUAUUGAGCAGAAGGUUUUGAGCUCUCCAGAAGUUGGAAUUGGACCAUAUGUUGAGGUGGCUUUCUAUCAUAAACGGUCAAGGACGCUGCUGGUGACAGAUGCUGUGAUAUUUGUCCCGAAGACUCCACCUGAAUGUAUUAGCAAAGAAUCCUUGUUAGCAUCUGCAGAGAAUGGUUUGGCUGUUAAACUACUUAGUAAAGGAAAAGAAGUCUCUGAUGAACCUGUUGUUGACAACAAAAUCAAUCGACAAAAAGGAUGGGAGAGGAUGGUUCUUCAGAUUUUGUUUCUAGGUCCAUCAAAUCUUCUGGAGCCAACUGCUAGCUUUGCCCAGAUGUCACAAAAGCUAAUUGUUUCACCAAUUGUUAAAACAUUGGUUUUCAGCAAAGUUCCUGAAAAGGUUAGAGAUUGGAUUGACAGCAUAGUUCGAGACUGGAGAUUCACGAGAAUUAUCCCUGCUCAUUUUUCAGCUCCCAUAAAUGCAAGCAGGUCGGAUUUGUUAGCAGCAUUUGCAUUUCUUGAUGAUCUCUUGGGCGAGCGUUAUGUCACUCGGCCUUCUCUCUCGCUUCUCUUCACUUCGCUAUUAGGAAAGGCUGCAAGCUAUUUUCCUCCAGAUGACAUGAGGACCCUAUCAUCCCUGGAUCAAUUCUUAGUGUCUGUUGGAGCAGUGAAGAAAACCGUCUCAGGUCGUAAAAGAUGACAGAAAAUAUACAAAUGUACACUAGUUGUUAGUAUUGGAAAUGCUUUAAACGAUGAAAGCAAAGCGUUUUACACUUGAAGAGUAAAGAAAUUCUAAUCAUAGCUUAAUAGUAACCACGAGAGUUUAGCUUGA
Molecule: messenger RNA, 1531 nt
Organism: Nicotiana tabacum (common tobacco)
Lineage: Eukaryota; Viridiplantae; Streptophyta; Magnoliopsida; Solanales; Solanaceae
Source: RefSeq, a predicted model, not a curated record